AUGAGCAGUGAGGUUCAGCACAGCUACCAGCUGCGGUCGCGCAUUCCGCGACCUCGAAGCGCCUUCAUGCUGUUCGCGGAGGAAAAGAGGCGAUCGGUGGCCGAUGAGAACCCAAACGAGAACAACCAGCGCGUGAGCAGCCGCCUGGGCGAGCUGUGGCGUUCUCUCAGCACCGCCGUCAAGGAGCCGUACCAGCGCAAGGCGGCCGAAGCUGCCAUCGUCCACCGAAGAAAUCACCCGGACUACGUCUACAACCCACGUGAGGCCCACCGGCGCAAGGGCCAGGAGCGCAGGGCCAAGGCGGUUGUUAGCAAGCCCAAGAAUGGCAGUUCCGGGGACCAGGAGCAGCAGCCGAGCAUUUCCACAGCCGUGGCCCAAGAUCGAGGUUUCCCGGAGUUCCAGCAUCCACCACCACCACCGUCGCAAAGGAACGAACGCCGUGGAACCAGCGCUGCCCGUGGCAGCGCUUCGGGUGCUGCUCAGAGAAUGCCGCUCCCUAGGCCGACGGCCACUGUCACGGCCACGGCGUCGGCUCGCUCGGAUGCUCGGCCCUACAACGUGCACCGGUUCACCGCUCCUCUUCAACCGUCACUGCGUUGGGCGAACAGAGAAAACGCCUUGCCCACCACUCUGUUAACGGCAGCGCGCGCAUUCAAACAGGCUAAAACGCCAUAUGCCCGAAUAAUGCUUCACAACCAGGUAUCCUCGACACUUCUGAACGACGAAGACGACGACUCGUCAGCGGGCACGUCGUCGUUCGACCAGAAGUGGAUUCCUGGAGAGCCUGGGCUCUGCAGGCGGUGCCCCAGGCGAAGAGGCCGCUCCCGGUGA
Messenger RNA from Dermacentor silvarum, 831 nucleotides. Its product is annotated as sex-determining region Y protein. Bases 1 to 831 code for a protein of 276 amino acids. The record is from RefSeq and is a predicted model, not a curated record. NCBI's taxonomy places the organism in Eukaryota, Metazoa, Arthropoda, Arachnida, Ixodida, Ixodidae. Gene Ontology annotation, biological process: cell differentiation; regulation of DNA-templated transcription; anatomical structure morphogenesis. Gene Ontology annotation, molecular function: RNA polymerase II cis-regulatory region sequence-specific DNA binding; DNA-binding transcription factor activity, RNA polymerase II-specific. The transcript is spliced from 2 exons.